Ochotona princeps (American pika) is the source of this 1506-nucleotide messenger RNA. It is a transcript of the gene DDX49, whose product is annotated as DEAD-box helicase 49. Gene Ontology annotation, molecular function: RNA helicase activity; nucleic acid binding; ATP binding. The transcript has 13 exons. The coding region runs from base 88 to 1506 and encodes 472 amino acids. The record is from RefSeq and is a predicted model, not a curated record. Lineage: Eukaryota; Metazoa; Chordata; Mammalia; Lagomorpha; Ochotonidae.
GUCAUCGGAGCGCGCCGGAAGCGCGGCUGUUUCUCACCGGGUAUCCCCCGUGUGGCCGGCUGCUCGCUGUUUUUGUGUGGGGGACGCAUGGCGGGUUUCGGGGAGCUCGGGCUGUCGUCGUGGCUCGUGGAACAAUGUCGGCAGCUGGGGUUGAAGCAGCCCACGCCGGUGCAGCUCGGCUGCAUCCCCGCCAUCUUGGAGGGUCGGGACUGCCUGGGCUGUGCCAAGACGGGCAGCGGCAAGACAGCGGCGUUUGUGCUGCCCAUCCUGCAGAAGCUGUCUGAGGACCCCUACGGCAUCUUCGGCCUCGUCCUGACGCCCACGCGCGAGCUGGCCUAUCAGAUCGCCGAGCAGUUCCGUGUGCUGGGCAAACCUCUGGGUCUGAAGGACUGCGUCAUUGUGGGUGGCAUGGACAUGGUGACGCAGGCGCUGGAGCUGUCGCGGAAGCCACACGUGGUCAUUGCCACCCCGGGUCGCCUGGCCGACCACCUGCGGAGCUCCAACACGUUCAGCAUCAACAAAAUCCAGUUCCUGGUGAUGGACGAGGCCGACCGGCUCCUGGAGCAGGGCUGCACCGACUUCACCACGGACCUGGAGACCAUCCUGGCGGCCGUGCCGGCCCGCAGGCAGACGCUGCUGUUUAGCGCCACGCUGACCGACACGCUGCGGGAGCUGCAGGGCCUGGCCACCAACCAGCCCUUCUUCUGGGAGGCGCAGGCGCCCGUGCGUACUGUGGAGCAGCUGGACCAGCGCUACCUGCUGGUGCCCGAGAAGGUCAAGGACGCUUACCUGGUCCACCUGGUGCAGAAGUUCCAGGACGAACAUGAGGACUGGUCUGUUAUCAUCUUCACCAACACCUGCAAGACCUGCCAGGUCCUGUGUAUGAUGCUACGGAAAUUCAACUUCCCCGCCGUGGCCCUGCACUCCAUGAUGAAGCAGAAAGAACGCUUCGCUGCCCUGGCCAAGUUCAAGUCUAGCAUCUACCGGAUCCUCAUCGCCACGGACGUGGCCUCCCGGGGCCUGGACAUCCCCGCCGUGCAGGUGGUCAUCAACCACAACACCCCGGGCCUGCCCAAGAUCUACAUCCACCGAGUGGGCCGCACGGCCCGCGCAGGGCGGCAAGGACAGGCCAUCACGCUGGUGACGCAAUACGACAUCCACCUGCUGCACGCCAUCGAGGAGCAGAUCAAGAAAACCCUGGAGGAGCUCUCGGUGGAGGAAGCCGAGGUCCUGCAGAUCCUAACACAGGUCAACGUGGUGCGCCGGGAGUGUGAGAUCAAACUGGAGGCGGCCAACUUCGACGAGAAGAAGCAGAUCAACAAGCGGAAGCAGCUGAUCCUGGAGGGGAGGGACCCCGACCUGGAGGCCAAACGCAAAGCCGAGCUGCUGAAAAUCAAGCAGAAGAACCGGCGCUUCAAGCAGAAGGUGGAGCAGACGCUGCAGCGGCGGCACAAGGCCGCGGGGGCCGGCCACAGGGCGCCCACGGCCACGCAGGACCCGGCCUGA